AUGCAUCGCACAUACUCUAUGCGCCAGUCGCGCGCUCCUACAGCUUCUCAAAUCGAGAAUCCUCCCCCGCCACCAUCCUCUACCAAGGGUGGUCGACUCUUCGGUCGAUCCAACUUCGGACAUGCGUUCAGAAAAGGUACCGCCGGUGCCUUCGGCCCAGACCUUGCAAAGAAACUGUCACAACUCGUCAAGAUGGAGAAGAACGUCAUGCGCAGCAUGGAGCUUGUAGGACGUGAACGCAUGGAAGUCGCCCAACAACUCUCUUUGUGGGGUGAAGGAUGCGACGAAGAUGUUAGCGACGUUACUGACAAGCUUGGUGUCCUCAUCUACGAGAUUGGUGAAUUGGAAGAUCAAUUCGUCGACCGAUAUGACCAAUACCGUGUAACCAUCAAGUCCAUCCGUAACAUCGAAGCCUCAGUCCAGCCAUCGCGAGACCGCAAGCAGAAGAUCACCGACCAAAUUGCCCAGCUCAAAUACAAGGAGCCCAACAGCCCUCGAAUUGUCGUCCUGGAACAAGAACUUGUCCGCGCCGAAGCCGAGUCCCUGGUCGCCGAAGCUCAAUUGUCCAAUAUCACCCGUGAGAAGCUCAAGGCUGCUUUCACCUACCAAUUCGAUGCUCUCCGCGAACACUGUGAAAAGACCGCCAUCAUUGCAGGCUACGGAAAGCACCUGCUAGAGUUGGUGGACGACUCUCCUGUCACCCCUGGUGAGAGCCGCCCUGCCUACGAUGGCUACGAAGCUUCCAAGGCCAUUAUUCAAGACUGCGAGGAUGCAUUGACCAACUGGGUUUCGGGCCACGCUCAGGUCAGCUCUAAGCUGUCCACUCGUGCUCGCACUCUGAGCCAGCGGAGGAAGAACAACGCCAGCAAGCGUGAGGGUGUUGACUUGGCCGGUCAAGAUCAGCCCAUGAAGGGCGACCGCGACAGCUGGGUGCCAGCUGGAGAGCACGGAGAAUACCAACAAGAUGAGGAAGAAGAGGAAGAGGAAGAAGAGGGUGAGGGAGAGCACGAGGAAACUAAUGGUCAACAUCAAGUUCCAGCUUAA
This is a messenger RNA of Exophiala viscosa, 1044 nucleotides long. Its product is annotated as Eisosome component PIL1-domain-containing protein. Gene Ontology annotation, molecular function: lipid binding. The coding region runs from base 1 to 1044 and encodes 347 amino acids. The transcript has 4 exons. The record is from RefSeq and is a predicted model, not a curated record. Gene Ontology annotation, biological process: endocytosis; eisosome assembly. Lineage: Eukaryota; Fungi; Ascomycota; Eurotiomycetes; Chaetothyriales; Herpotrichiellaceae. Gene Ontology annotation, cellular component: plasma membrane; eisosome filament.